This is a messenger RNA of Juglans microcarpa x Juglans regia, 5033 nucleotides long. RefSeq names its product COP1-interactive protein 1. The record is from RefSeq and is a predicted model, not a curated record. Lineage: Eukaryota; Viridiplantae; Streptophyta; Magnoliopsida; Fagales; Juglandaceae. The transcript has 5 exons. Gene Ontology annotation, molecular function: actin binding. The coding region runs from base 363 to 4862 and encodes 1499 amino acids.
UUCUGAAAUUUGAAGCUGCAAAUGCUGUAGCAGCCUCUUUGUGCGCUCAAAUACAAACCAGACAACUCAAAAACAAUUAUUAAAAAAUUAGAAAAAAAUAUUAUAUGUAUCUUCCUCUCUGUCUCAUAGGAGAGCUUCCUUCUUUUUUCUCGUUUCCCCUGAGUUCGAUCGUCGGUUUGAGGAUUUCCUCUCAGACUGUCAGCUCGAUGAAGAUUUGAGUUGCCGGAAUACGAAGCUGGAAGAGGAAGAGCGAAAGGGAAAGUGGAAGAACUUUAGUUGGAUUUUGAGCUGCGUAAAUCAAGACAGAGUCCACCUCAUCUUGAGGACUACUUGACAAGUAGAUUUGAAAUUCUGAAGAAGAGAUGACAAAGCAUCGCUUCAGAGAUUCUAUAAAGUCCUUAUUUGGGAGUCACAUUGAUUCAGAGAAUGAUGAAAAACUGAAAGGGGCUAAAAUAGAAAUUGAGGACAAUGUGAAAAAGAUCCUGAAGCUUAUAAAAGACCCAGAUCCUGAAGAAGGAGAUGGUACCCCAGAAAGCUCCAAAAAUGAAGUAGUUGCUCAACUAGUUGAUGAUUUCCACAAACAGUACCAGUCACUCUAUGCACAAUACGAUCAUCUAACAGGAGAGCUAAGGAACAAAAUUAAUGGAAAACAAGGAAAAGAUAAUGGUUCUUCAUCUAGCUCAGACUCGGACUCGGGUUAUUCUUCAAAGGACAAGGGCGGUAAGAAUGGACAAGUGGGAAGUGAAAUUCAGAAAGCUAGUGAUAGCAUUAAGCAAGAACUUGAAACAGCACAUCGAGAAGUUGCUGAUAUGGAGAGGAAGUUGACAGCUAAGAAUGAAGAAAAGGAAGCUCUAAAUUUGGAAUAUCUCACUGCUUUGAGUAAGAUACAAGAAGCAGACAAAACAAUUGCAGAUAUGAAGACUAACAGUGAAAGUUUGGACUUUGAAAAGUCAAAACUUAUGAUUGAGAAUAGUGAAUUGAAAAAAGAACUGGAGGCUGCUGGUAAGGUACAAGCAGAAUUGAAUAGAGAGAGACAUAGUUUGAUCAUGGAGAAAGAGACUGCCAUAAAAAGGAUUGAAGAGGGAGAGCAAAUUACAGAAGGCUUAAGAACAAUGGUUGAUCAGCUGAAAGAUGAAAAAGUAAACCUGGAGCAAGAGGUAGAAGCUGUCAGAUUGGAAGUUUCCAAUAUGAAAGAGCAGCUGGAAUCUGCAGAGCAGCAUGUGUCUGAUUUAAGCCAUAACCUGGAAACUUCCAAGGAAGAGAACAAAUCUCUCAGCUUGAAAAUAUCAGAAAUCUCGAAUGAGAUUCAGCAGGUACAGAACACGAUACAAGAACUCACAGCUGAAUCAAGUCAGUUUAAGGAGAAAUUGGGUGAGAGGGAAAAGGAACUUUCAAAUCUCAAGUAUAUGCAGGAGGCACAUGAGAAGGACUCAUCUACUCGAGUAAAUGGGCUAGAGGCGCAAGUAAAAGACCUGGAACAAGAGCUGGAGUCAUUGCGAUCCCAGAAAAGCAAUAUGGAAGUGCAGAUUGAAAUUAAAGAAACUGAUUAUGGCAAUAUAAUGCAGCAGCUGGUAUCUGCCGAACAGACAAUUUCAGAUUUAAGCCAGGCUCUGAAAGCCACUGAGGAAGAUAAUAAAUCUCUGACUAUGAAAGUCUCAGAUAUUUCAAAUGAGGUUCAGCAGGCACAGAACCUAAUACAGGGACUCACGACCGAAUCAAGUCAGUUAAAGGAGAAUAUAGGCGAGAGGGAAAGAGAAUUUUCAAUUCUCACCGAGAGGCAAGGGGUGCAUGAGAACGAAUCGUCAGAUCGAAUAAAGAGAUUGGAGGGUCAUGUUAAAGGCCUGGAACUAGAACUGGAAUUAUUGCAAAACCAGAAAAGAGAGAUGGAAGUGCAGUUAGAGAGUAAAGCAGCUGAAUCAAGUCAGUUUAAGGAGAAAUUGGGUGAGAGGGAAAAGGAACUUUCAAAUCUCAAGUAUAUGCAGGAGGCACAUGAGAAGGACUCAUCUACUCGAGUAAAUGGGCUAGAGGCGCAAGUAAAAGACCUGGAACAAGAGCUGGAGUCAUUGCGAUCCCAGAAAAGCAAUAUGGAAGUGCAGAUUGAAAUUAAAGAAACUGAUUAUGGCAAUAUAAUGCAGCAGCUGGUAUCUGCCGAACAGACAAUUUCAGAUUUAAGCCAGGCUCUGAAAGCCACUGAGGAAGAUAAUAAAUCUCUGACUAUGAAAGUCUCAGAUAUUUCAAAUGAGGUUCAGCAGGCACAGAACCUAAUACAGGGACUCACGACCGAAUCAAGUCAGUUAAAGGAGAAUUUAGGCAAGAGGGAAAGAGAAUUUUCAAUUCUCACCGAGAGGCAAGGGGUGCAUGAGAACGAAUCAUCAGAUCGAAUAAAGAGAUUGGAGGGUCAUGUUAAAGGCCUGGAACUAGAACUGGAAUUGUUGCAAAACCAGAAAAGAGAGAUGGAAGUGCAGUUAGAGAGUAAAGCAGCUGAAUCAAGUCAGUUUAAGGAGAAAUUGGGUGAGAGGGAAAAGGAACUUUCAAAUCUCAGGUAUAUGCAGGAGGCACAUGAGAAGGACUCAUCUACUCGAGUAAAUGGGCUAGAGGCCCAAUUAAAAGACCUGGAACAAGAGCUGGAGUCAUUGCGAUCCCAGAAAAGCAAUAUGGAAGUGCAGAUUGAAAUUAAAGAAACUGAUUUUGGCAAUAUAAAGCAGCAGCUGGUAUCUGCCGAACAGACAAUUUCAGAUUUAAGCCAGGCUCUGAAAGCCACUGAGGAAGAUAAUAAAUCUCUGACUAUGAAAGUCUCAGAUAUUUCAAAUGAGGUUAAGCAGGCACAGAACCUAAUACAGGGACUCACGACCGAAUCAAGUCAGUUAAAGGAGAAUUUAGGCGAGAGGGAAAGAGAAUUUUCAAUUCUCACCGAGAGGCAAGGGGUGCAUGAGAACGAAUCAUCAGAUCGAAUAAAGGGAUUGGAGGGUCAUGUUAAAGGCCUGGAACUAGAACUGGAAUUGUUGCAAAACCAGAAAAGAGAGAUGGAAGUGCAGUUAGAGAGUAAAGCAGCUGAAGUAAGAGAACUGGGAGAACAAAAUAUAGAACUGCAAGCCCAAGUUUCAGAAUUUGAAAUCAUGUCAAAGGACAGAGAAGAUGAGAUAUCUGCUCUCAUGAGGGAAAUUGAGGAGAACAAGAGUGAAUCUCUGUCUAGAAUAACUGAAUUGACGGCAGAGAUCAAUAAUCUGCUGGUGGACUUAGAUUCUUUACGUUCUCAGAAAGGUAAAUUGGAAGAACAGAUUGUAUGUACAAGUGCUGAAGCAUCAUCUCAAGUAAAGGGCUUAAGGGAUGAGAUCAAUGAAUUGCAGCAGAAACUGGAGACCCUACAUAGUGAGAAAAGCGAGUUGGAAGUACAACUUGAGAAAAAAACUAAAGAAAAUUCAGAAUAUCUGAUUCAUGUAGAAAAUCUGAAAGAGGAGAUAGCAAGCAAGACUCUGGUCCAACAUGGAGUUUUACAAGAGAAAGAAAGUUUAGAAGUGCAAGUAAAGAAUCUUGAAUCUGUGGUGGACACUAUCCGCAGACAGAAAAGUGAACUUGAAGAGCAGCUUGGCGCUAAAGAACUCGAGAACAUUCAAUGGACAGAGGAGAAGCGGGGGCUACGUGACAAGAUUUUUGAACUGGAGAAAACAGUGGCAGAUAGAGGGUUCGAGUUCUCUGCUCUGCACGAAAAGCUUAAAAGUGGAGAGAAUGAAACUACUGCUCAAAUAAUGACCUUUGAGGCAAAGAUUAGCAAUCUACAACAGGAGUUGGAAUCCUUCAAAAGCCAGAAAAAUGAGAUAGAGUUGCAGUUUGAAAGAGAGAAACAGGAACUUUCAGAAAGUCUGGCCCAAAUGGAGAAUCAAAAAAUUGAGUUAACAAGCAAGAUCACCAUUCAUCAGAGAAUGCUGGGAGAACAGGAGGAUGCAUACCACAAACUAAAUGAGGAAUAUGAACAGCUCAAAGGUCAGCUUCAGGUAUGCAAGUUAAAUCUUGGAGUUGCAGAGAAGAAGAUUGAGGAAACAGCAGAGAAAUUCCGUAAGAUCAUUGAAUCCAAAGAUCAGAUGGUAGCUGAAUUGGAAGAAGUGGCUGAAGAACUAAGAAGAGAUCUAGAAUUAAAAGAAGAUGAACAUAGUUCUUUAGUUGAGAAUGUCCGUACAAUUGAAGUUAAGCUCCGCCUGUCAAACCAGAAGCUCCGGGUCACCGAACAGUUACUAACUGAAAAGGAAGAAGCUUUUAGAAUUACAGAAUUGAAGUUCCAGCAAGAACAGAGAGCACUUGAAGAAAGAAUAGAUACAUUGACUGGAAUAAUUACUAGCAACAAUGAAGCUCAUCGAAGGAUGAUUACGGACAUCUCUGAGAGUGUGAACAGUACCUUGACAGAACUGGAAAGGGUGAUCCUAAAGUUUGAAGAAGACUACAAAAAAUAUGAGAAUUGUAUGUUGGAAAUAUCAAAUGAGCUUCAAAUUGCGAAGAACUGGGUCAUGGAGACUAAAAAAGAGAAAGAGCAACUAAAGAAGGAGAUACACCAUCUAGUAGAGCAGCUACAAGAUGAGAAAGACAAGGAAUCGUCAUUGAGAGAGAGGGUUGAGAAGUUAGAGGUCAAGGCAAGCAGGGAAGAAAUAGAGAGAGAGAAUAUGAGCAAAGCAUUAAAACAGCUUGAGAAGACGGUCGCAGAGUUAGAACACUUGAUAAAAGAAAAGGACGUUGGAAUGUUGGGUCUUGGGGAGGAGAAGAGGGAGGCCAUAAGGCAGCUGUGCGUGUGGAUCGAUUAUCACCGCAGUCGGUAUGAUUAUCUCAAGGAAAUGCUCUCAAAGGUGACUGCCAGAGGGCAGAGGGCACGCUAAUUGUCCGAUUAUUCUACAUGUAUGUGUAUGUCCAUUUCAGUUUUUGCACCCAUUAUUGUUUCUAUUGAUUCUUUUUCUUUCCUUUUUAUUUAUUCCUGGGAGGCUGGCAAUUGGGUUGUUAAAACAUUUUACGCGACGCUUAAUUCUAAAAUAUCAGCAUUUUAUACGAAA